GGAAUUUUAAAUGAAAGAAUCGUGUAAGACGACAAUUGUUCAACGUGUACCUACAAUGGAGUUUUUAAAGACAGUUUUUGUUUUCUUCAUAAUUGCUGUGGUAUCAACAUGGGCUAAUAAUUGUCCGGAAGCAUGUGACGAACCAUAUGAUUCCGAUCCAAUUUGUGGCGUAAAUUUGAAAGGAGAACUUCAACUUUAUCCAAACAAAUGUGAAUAUGAUGUUGCGGUAUGUAAUAAUAAUGUCCAAGGAGUUGAUUGGCGGCCAUGUACAGCCCACGAUUUAGAGGAUCAUCCUCAAGUACAUUAUGGAACUUCUAAACAUUCAAUGGAAUCAACAACUGCCAAAUCAAGCACAGAUAUACCAUGCGGCACUAAUGGGUAUUUUGAUUGCAGCUAUUUACAUAACUAAGUUUAUAUCAAACUAGUUGACCCGGCGAACUUCGUACCUCCUAAGAGUCGAUUUUUUUUUUUUUAAAUACUUAUUCUGCUACUCGGGACAUCGGGUCAGCUAGUAAGAUAAAAAAAUAAAAAAA
Molecule: messenger RNA, 533 nt
Organism: Chrysoperla carnea
Lineage: Eukaryota; Metazoa; Arthropoda; Insecta; Neuroptera; Chrysopidae
Exons: 2
Coding region: 11-409 (132 amino acids)
Molecular function (GO): protein binding
Source: RefSeq, a predicted model, not a curated record